Ooceraea biroi (clonal raider ant) is the source of this 12826-nucleotide messenger RNA. RefSeq names its product pecanex (gene pcx). Lineage: Eukaryota; Metazoa; Arthropoda; Insecta; Hymenoptera; Formicidae. The record is from RefSeq and is a predicted model, not a curated record. Gene Ontology annotation, cellular component: membrane; endoplasmic reticulum. Gene Ontology annotation, biological process: endoplasmic reticulum organization.
AGUAAAUUCAAUCGGGGCCGUGGGUCUACUCGUAAAAACAAACGGAUCCUCCGAUCCACGGGUCCCGACGCACGAAGCUUGACAAACGAACGGUGGUAGCGCGGGAAUCGGCGGGGAACCGGCAGACCAAGCAGCAAGCAGGCGAGGCAACGCGGGCAGACAUCAACGGUACAAAAGAGAGAUUGGAGAAGCGCACCAUUCCCCGCGGAAUCCACGGAAGAAAGUGCCGGAGCCUAGUAACGUUGACGGUUUUUCUAAUGUUUUUGCACUAAUCGCCACUCUGCGUGUAUUAUAAUAUUUCGACUCCUUCCCCACCCUCUCUUACUGGUUUGACGAAUUAGCACGCGGAUUCCGUUCGUUGGAAGAGUUUAUCUAGGCUUACGUUUUAGGCUUAAGCGCGGAUAGCUCCGAUCAUCCGUACAUGCGUGCUACCGGCUUCUGUAUGAUCUCUACGUUCUGUGCGCACGAUCUUGCGGAAUGAGUAAGCUUGAUACGUAUGUGAUUAAUGAUGAUGACUGAACAGCGUAGCUGCCUGGCAAGGGUGAGACUAUCUAUGAUUGAUUCGCGCUUUAGUGUAACGAACGAUGCACGCGUAGUGUACAUAUGUACGUUAGGGAUACUCGGCGAGGAAGACUCGGGCUAUUUUUUAAGCAUUACAGUCGAACGCACUGAAAUAUUCGACGCGGAAUAGUCUUGUCCACAAUAGUUCACAACCGUCGUAUCAAAGAUCAAGAGUACUUUUGACUAUACUCGCAUCGAUAGUGGAUAUCGAGGAUCAAGUUUGCACUCGACUUGCGAGUUAUUUGUAUUAAGUUAGAAAUCGCGUGCAACUAUAAGACAUAAACCUUUCUCAGCUAUUUGGAAUAAUUGAAAAUGGAACAUUAGCGAUUGAUCGUCUCACGGACGUUGAGAAAGUGAUAAUUUUAUCUCCGUGGGAGAUUAUUUCCAUUUGCAGCACAACUUCUCAACUUCUUUCUUGCUUGCGAGUAGUCUUGAUUUGCUUCGCGAAAUAUCGUCGAUAAUUUUAUCGAUAAAGAAACAAGAAAACCAAUCCUUUUGGGAGACAAGUGGAUCUUCUGAAAGCGCGACUGUUACGACUGUCUGAGAGUGUAUGAAUGUGUCGGAAUGGCUCGCAAGACGCUUAGAGAUCGAUCGCAGCUAUUCGCAUUGUAUAUUACUGUCAAUUUAAACUUUCGUUUAAACUAUCUUUCGGGUGUAACACAUAAGUAGCCUAUAUUAUGUGAGAAUUUUACACUUGGUGUGCAGAUGUGUCAAAAUUACUGAUUGGGUUGUGUGUGAACGUUGGCAUUUGAAUUAAUUUGUUUUCUAUCUCGGUCGAAUGAUUCAAGCGAGAAGAAAUAACGGAAAGAAAGCGAUUUAAAUGUCUUAUAUAUAAUAUAUAUAUAUAUAUAUGUCUGUGUAUAAUGUGCUGCAAGUUUUGAGUGAAUACAUUUUGAUGAGAAGACUCGUAAAGCUGUUUCCUAAUUGAACGAUGACGAGAGAGGUAGCUUUGCUCACAGAGGUUCAGAGUAUUUAUUUUUCAAAAAAAGAGAAAAAAAAGAAGAAGAAAGAGCUAUCGGUAGCACGAACGAUGCAAUUUCACAUCUUCACAAUUGUAGUCAAUAACUUUAACAUAACGGAGUAGUUACGUCGCAAUAAACUUAAACGGUCGCAUCCGUCACUGCGUGCAGUAUCACUGUGUAUGCAUUAAAAAGGAAAAAACAAAAAACAUUAUUUAGAUCGACUAUCUCGAGGAACACUAAUUACCUUAUGAGUAUAUUAAUUGAAAGAAUAAAAUAAUCCUUCUAUAACGAGCUGUACAUGUGCUGUUGUGCUUUUCAUUUACAUCGUAACGACGCGGUAUCUCGCGAAUCUUCCUACCGCGUGGUACCGCUUCAUACGCACACGAUUCUAUUGACACUAAUUCUCUCUCACGCUCUUUCUCUCUUAUUAGCGUUGAUUCUCUACGCUCUACGGAAACGAAAGAAAAAAAAGCACCCUCCAACUUCGAAGACGAAUUAUCGCUCGACGAUUACUAUACCUGUGUGCAUGCAUGCGGUGUUGAAUGUAUCUCUGAUGUUGAUGGUCGUCUCUCUCAGAAACUGCAGGCGUGAAAGUCCACGCGGUGCGCGCGCUCGUCCGCGGCACCGAGAACGCGAGGAGGGUGGAGUUAAUGAGAUGAUUGACGAACAAUGUAAUAAGAGCGGAAAAUUGCGGUGCAAGUCUCAGAUGAGAGUGAGCAAAAGUCGUCUAAUGUGUGUCUGGUAUAUAUAUAUAUAUUUCACACAUUUUGAAGACCGAGAGAACGUUGUUUGUAUACGUAAUUAUGUGUAAAAAGGAAGCUUAAGCUGAAUCUCGCGCAUUCUUGCCGCGUCAUUAAGUCUGUAAAUUGUUAAACCGAUCUACGCGGAGGUUGUAGCGUUUAAGGCAACUUUUAACAGACUAUAGAAUCGUAGCUGGCUCCUGUCGCCGAGGUACGAAUGUUCGUACUUUGAUUCGUACGUUGUUCGAUGUUUGCGAGGGUGUAGGGAAAUAGCUGCAGUUUCUUACAAUACUGAAAAAAAGAGAGUAGAAUAAAGUAGAAUAAAUUAAGAUAUUAUUUAAAUGAGAUGGAUGAUUGUACGUUGGAUGGUAGCUGACCGAUCAGUCCGAACAUUCGUGCGUAAGUCAUCGCGAUUACGGGUCUACGUGGUCUGGCAAUUGGCUCGUGGACGCGUUUUCCUUCCCCCCUUGCCUGAGAAAUGUCAAAAAUGUGCAACAAAGUGUGCAGAGUUGUGUUCCACUAUUGCGUAAAUGAGUCUUUCUGUGUCUGAUAAAAAAAAAAGAAUAAGGAGGAAAUGAUGCAGACGCAAGUGUGAAAGUGAUGUGUAAAGGAGCAGAUGCUACUCCGGCGAUUUGAAAAGAGUGGAUUUCGUUCGACUCUCGUUCGAAUCUAAUUGUCAGUCCACGUGUCUCGGUUUGAGAUUCAGCGGUGCGUAGCGGCACUACCCAACCCCGUGACUUCGUUCAACCGUCGUAGUCCCGUGGAGAUGUUUCGCGCGCGAUGAGAGUGCUCACUGCUCAAAGGAUGCCUUGCAAGAGCGAUCUGGAAACUGGAGUGUAAAUACGCGUAAUCAACAUGAAGCAAUUUUAAAUAAUAUCGCUCAUCGUACACUGAAUUUUAUUGUAACGUUAGCCGCGUCCUGUGCAAAUCGCUCAGAUAUAUACUUGUUGCGCCCUGAGAGGAAGAGAAAGAGAAAGAGAAAGAGAGAGGGAGAGAGAAAAUGAAUCUGCAUGACAGGAGUCCGUGAAACGUGUGUCGUGAAAGACGUGCUGUCGUGUGAGAAUGUUGAUCCCGAUCCGUCAAAUCUCGGCUGUUUGGGGGGAGGUCGGGGGGAGAUGUCGGACCGCAACGAGAGACGGGGAGUCUCUCCGCUCGAGUCUCCUUUUACACUUUUCGGACACAUUUCGAACGUGAAUUUCAAGGAUUUUUCUACACGUUACCCGUUCCACAUGCGAACGUGAUUAAUUGCGAUGCUCGUCCUCCCCCCCGAUUCGAUUUUACCGUGAAACGAAAAACCGAUUUAUCCCUCCGAGUUUCGAUGUGAGCGAUGCACUCGGAUCCUCCGUGUCGUUCUCGUUGAUUGUAGUGUGUAUGUUACAAGAUAUAUGCCGAGAAUAAAAGACCCAAGCACACCGUGGGUGUUACAGAUUCCUUUGUGCAAAGCCCUCAAAAUGCGAACCAGUCACGCGUGUCCUCCGAAUUCGAUCAGAUCAGAUCAGCCUAUGGAAGCUACCAAGCUUUGCGAAGCUUCAGUUUGCUCUGAAACAAAAUUUUAAUUUACUCGACACAACGUUUGUACGAUACAAUCGCGCGACUAUGUACCACUUCGUUGGGAGUCGGAGUUGCGCGUUUUACCGAGAGAGCGACUGGCGUGUCACGAUAAGGAUUGUACAACUGUAAGAGCGAGAGUGGAAGAGAGAAAGGUAAUGAUGACAGAACACCGGUAGCCGGCCUCUUUCGGUGAUGAUGAUGAUGAUGAUGAUUGAAUGAAGACGAUGACUGAGGGGUGAACGUAAGUCUACGGGAGCGUCCGCUGAUCCUCGACGAACAGGUGAUUACGACCAUUAUUUCUCUUGCAUAAUCACGUCACGUCAUCAGCAACCAGGUAGACCGAUCACUCCAGCUUGCCGCGAACUUUCUCGGAGAGACUCGCCUCUACACACAUUUCCGUCGACAAUGUAUCUUUUCUUUUCUUUUUGUUUGUUUUUUUUAAAUCUUCUUAACUCUUUAACUCGUCUCAUCUCUCCGCAUUCGUCUCCAAACACUCUCUUCCCAAGUGAAGCAAGGAAGAAGACUCGCUAAUCGCAAACGGUUCCUCGGUACGUAGCUCUCUUCUCUUUUACAUGCCUCGCGUGUUUCUCUUCUGCAAGACUUUUUUAUUUAUCAGAACCCUGUUUCUCUCAUAGAAAAAGACGAAUAUGGUAGUCCACAGCACAGAGUCAGUCACCCGAGUCAGGACACACCAAAGUCGCAAGGCUGGAACCCUGGAUGAAUAUAUGUGAUGGUUGAUGAUGUCCGUGAACGCGUGUACCUCUUGGAUGGACACGAACGAACGAACAAAUGUUGACAAGUUGAUGCAAGUGGAAAGACCGAAAGCGAAAGAGCGAGCGAGCGCGAGAGAGAAAGAAAGAAAGGUGAAAGGUGAAUCGGAGAGAGAGUAAAAGGGGGAGAGAGAGAGAGCGAGGAGUACAUUUUUGCAGGUGGAUAGAGAAUUGGUGAUGAUGAUGAUGAUGAUGAUGAAAUGGGAUGUACUGCGCCGAGAGAAGUUGCUGGCUGCAAGUGUGGAGGAGCGAGUGCUUUUUUUGAAAGCGUGGGGAAGUUUUUUGCGCUGCGAGAACGCGCGUCAUUACGAUCGACGGCGGUUGACGAUCGCGCUGAAUUGCGCGGUAGAUCAUUCUCUCUCGGGGAUCGACAGACGCGGAUGCAAUUAUCUUCAGACAAACUGCGGAUCUGCGGAGAUUUAGAGAUGCUAGUCGAGAGCGCAUAGAGCACAAAAUCCGGCAUUUAUCGCACAUGUAUUCUACUAUCACAUAGGAGGAAUUCCGACGUGAAGCGAUUGCGAUUGGCCGAAGUAAAAUUCACGUAUAUUUUGUAAGAGGAAUGAUAAUAGCAUUUAAUAAACAUUUCUGUCCCACAAUAAUUUAUAUCACUUCGUUGCCGGUAAAUAUACCCGUUAUAUGCUACAUUAUCUAAUAAACAUUAAAGAAAUAAAUCGCAAAAUUAAAUAUUGCUUCAGUAGAUAAAUUUAAAUGUUACAAUAUACGUCUCUCUUCAGUAAAGUCCAUUUCUGCGCCACGAAUUUUAUUGCUGAUAAAACAGGUUCCUUCAAGGUCGGUAACAGCCUUUCGAUAAUUUCUACUUUACCGAUAACCGACAAUUUUCUCUAUAGAUGUUUUACUUACACACAGUUACUGGUACAAGUUUGCGAGUCAACGGGAAGAGCAUAGGUAGCGCAGGAGAUGAUAAAGAGCGUAAACGUCCUCUCUCUCUCUCUCUCUCUCUCUCACUCUCUCACUUCUCUCUUUUCUCUCUCUCGUUCCUUCCAUCAGGAGGUUUCACUCGGGCGAAGGUGUGUAUUCGUGGUGGUGGUGCGUGGGGUCCGACCGAGUCGUGGUGUGUGCGCCAAGAGUGUCCAUCGAUUAACGGGAACGCGAGAGUAAGAUGCUACGUCGUCCCGCCGUUCGCCGCGCGUCUGGCCGUCCCCUGGUGCUGGCAGCGAGCGCGAACGCGGCCAGAAACGUCAGACGUUAAGACGUUAUGGGAAGAUGGUGAGGCAUCUCGGUACCCACGGCCACUGGGAGCAUGGGUUCGCAAACGCUCGAGAUCCUGAGGCAGGGUGUCUGGGCGAGCCUGACGGGCGGCUGGUUCUAUGAUCCGCACCUCGACGUUUUCUCCAACACCUUCCACCUCUACGUCUGGCUGUUCCUGCUCUGCCUGCCGUUCACGAUCUACCUGUAUUUUCCACCCACGUUGUACGUCUGGCUGGCGUACUGUUCCUCGUUCGUCGUCGUCUUCGGGACGAUCAAGUGCGUGAAUCAUGCGCUGCACUGCGUGUACGACACGACCGAGUGUCUGGAGGAGCCGAAUCAGAACAUCAGUCAGCAGAAGUCCGAGAGCGAGAAGAAACGCGCGGUGCACGGCAAGUCCAGGGAACAGUCGCAGGACCAGACGGGCCAUGGCAUAGAGCUGCAAGUUUUAAACGGUAAGACAGACACACCACCUGUGGAAUGCUCGUCUCGUAACUCGUUUAUCGAGCCGAACAUCCAGAAUGCCGACGCAGACAGCAUAACGUCCGAAUACAAUCGUGAUAAACCAAGCUCGACCAUCGAUCUGAAGGUGGAGAUCCAUAGAAAGAACAGUUCGGAAAGCUCGGAGGAGGCGCAGCAGCUCAGCAAGCCGAUGGUCACCAGCAUAAACGUGCACGAGGCGGAGUUGGUCUCCACACAGUACCACGAGCCGCGUUUUAAAAAUAUCAUAAACGAAUGGAGACUGAAGCGGCAGAAGUGCGUGGUGAUAGCGGAGGAGGAUCGGCCGGGACCCCGUAAACUGUGCCGGCACGCGUCCGAGGAUUCCCGGAAUCGGCAUUCCAAGCAGAGCAACCUCGGUAAAACCGGAUCCGAGAGCCAGAUAAAGCAGACGAGCUCGUUAGAGCUGGAACAUCCGGGUGACGAUUACCCUUAUUGGAAGUCCAAUCAGAGCGUCCGCAGACUCAACUCCAACUCGAUACCGAUGGAGACGCACUUGAUGAACGAUCAUCCGCAGAGUUUGGAGAUCAUAUCGAAGAAGGGAGAUGCGGACAACAACAAAAUCUCAUCUCAUCCACAAUCAUUAGAGGUUAUCACGAAGAAACCGCAUCAGCAACUGGUGCAUCCGCAGAGUCUUGAGGUAAUAGGUGCCACUAGUAAAAAUGUAAGCAGUACCGACGACAAUAAUCUGCCUCUUCAUCCACAGAGUCUUGAAACAAUCAACACUAAAAAGGUCUUACCGCAAAAUACACUGAAGAGGAAUCAGCUGCAGCUCUUACCGUACCUUAGUUACGGAUCCGAGAUAGUGCAUCCGAUAGCGGAACAGAGCGACGAACAAUUUGCCAAUGACAGCUCAGGCGGAUUCAGUCUGCGUGACUCUUACAGUCCGUUGCUCACGCGGAAAAACAUGGGCGACGCGAACGCCGCGUCUAAUCGGGACAGAAGUCUCAGCGCUGGUAGAUUUGAGGAUAGAUUCUCGAGGUUCAACGACGACAAUGGAAUAGAUAACAACUCGGCGAACUCUCGAGACGCUCUGCUCGAGGAGCCGAAGCCCUGCAUGAACAGGAGGUACAGCAAUGCCAGCCAGAGCAGCCACGAGUUCUCGGACGGUGAGAAGAGCAAGGACAAGCGGCAGGACAAGUCGAAGAACACGGAGGAUCCGCUCAACUCGGGCAGCAUAGUCGGUAUCGACUGGCUGUUCGAGAAUGGGGACUGUUCGGUGGAGCCGUGGACGAGUAAGAUAUUUUGGACAUUCACUCGCUCUGAUGAUACGGAUACGUCAGAAAGCCUACAGACGGCUAGUACAGAUUAUCUUCACACGAAGGAGCCCGACUCGGGAUCGUCUAGUACAACGACUCUCAGCAUCGAGAACGAGGUGAAGCGCAAGCUGUUGCCGCAACUGGAAGUGGACAACAGCACGAAGCGCCACCAGGGAGCGAUACCCAAGCAGAGCCGUCCAAAACCCGCCGCGUCCGAGGCCGUGGACGACAACGCGGCGUCGAGUAGCGUCGAGCAGCAACCGCGGGAGAAUCUCAAGCGUUACCUCGAAGUGCGACGGGAGAAAGCGAAGCGACGAGGCGGCAAGUUCGAGCAGACCAGCGGGUCUAACAACGAAUUGAGCACGUUGCUGCCGAGCCCAGCGCCGCCGCUACUGGCCGCGUUGCUGAACAACUCUGGCCGGGACUUGCCGGGUCAGUCGACCACCGCGUCGUCCGACGCGCGAUUGAGCCGCAGCUCCGAGAAUCGGAACUCUCGGAGCAGAUACGGACGACUGAAGCGAUCCAACAGGACGUAUCGCGGCAAUCCGCGGAACCUCGCUACCAAUCGCGACGACAACGUUGUGCCACUCACGGCAUUGUUCGGCCUGAUCUCGAGCGGAGAGUGUCACUUGGCCACCAAUCAGAACGACACGUCGGAGGGCGCGGUGCACUACUUUCGCGACGACAACGGUCGCUGGCUGGCUUACACGUUUGACGAGAAGGGCUCGGAUAUGGCCGCCGCCGCCGCGUCCGUCGCAGCGGCGGCGCAGAUGCCCACGAACCCGCACAACGAGAAAUUGCUGAACACCCUACUGCGCCAGCAGCUGAAUCAAAACUUGCACUACGACACCAACUGGGAAUUUGCGGACUCGUUGAGCAAUAGCUACAGCAGUUUAUCGCUCAACUCCGCCGGUCUGACGGUGAUAAUCGACACGCCGCCGGUGCUGUCCAGCCCGGCGAGCAAUCAGACCAAGACCCAGAGCUCACCGCCGUCAAAUCUCAUCUCCUCCAAUACCGGUAGCUCGAAUCAGUGCACCCUCGGUGAGAACUCGGAGCGCGAACAAUUCCACCACACGCUGAUCACGCGCUCGGACUCGAUGGCCGACAGAAAUCGCAGACUGCAGAAUCUGUUGGGCAAUCUCAGCCUGAACCAGUAUCAGUCCGAGUCGAACAAUCGCAUGCCCGUGCUGAUGCUGCCCGCGCAUCAGGAGCCGGAUAUAAACACUAGCCUCUCGUGGAAUCGCUUCGUCGACGGUCUCGACGGCUCGGACACGAAGCCGAAGCAGACCAGGCAUUACUACAAGUGGAAGAUCGGUAAACUGCCACACGUGAAAGUGCGUUUCGACCGUCUCGCCCUGCUGGCUCUGCUCGAUCGUAACCUGGGCGUGUUCGAAACCAUCAUCUCCACUCUUCUGGCGGGUACGGUCGCGGGGCUGGGCCUGCUGCUGCUCCAGCAGGGCUUCUACCGCGACAUCUUCGCGUUCAUAUUCUGUUUCGUCACGGCCGGCUGCCAGUACUCACUGCUCAAGUCCGUUCAGCCGGACGCCGCGUCGCCGACGCACGGCUUCAAUCGCAUCAUCGUGUUCUCCAGAUCGGUUUACUACAUCCUGUGCUCGGGCUUGAUUCUGAUCCUCGACGAGGCGCUGAGGAACUUUAAGUCGACGGACUUUCGAGUGUACGGACUACGCGUAGCCGACUACGAUCUUAUACUGCAAGUGCGUAACAUCUUGCUGAUAUUCCUGCUGUGCUUCCCGAUUGUGUUCUCCCUAGGACUGUUCCCCCAGAUCAACACGUUUCUCAUGUACGUGUGCGAGCACCUGGACAUCCAUCUGUUCGGCGGUAACGCGACCACUAGCCUCGUCUCCUCGUUAUACUGCCUGUGUCGAAGCGUCGUCGCCGUCCUCAUUCUCUACGGAUUCGCAUACGGCGCGUUACUCGAGCCCAAGUCCACGCAGCACAUACUCUUCUCGAUAUUCGUCGGCCUGCUUGUCGCGAUAUCGUAUCACCUGAGCCGCUCGUCCUCCGACCCCACCGUGAUAUGGGACAUCCUCAAGGCGAAUCUCUGGCCGCCGGAGAUCGGCGACAGGUACACGGAGGAGAAGGAGGCGAAGAUCAUUGAGAACACGUCGUCGUCGUCGUCGCAGCAGCGCAGCGAGAACGUCGCCGUGAGCUACAAGGAGACCAAGAGCAAGACGUCUUCCGGCAGGAAGAAGGACGUCAAGAUCAAGGUGGACGAAGAGAUGUCGGACAUUGAGCUGGUGGACCCGCUACCUGAGAAACUCCGCUCUACCGUGAACGAUAGAUUGAAGAAUGAUCUAAUCGCGUGCGCGGUGAUUGGCACUCUGUCCUUCGGGCUUCAUCGUACGACGGUGUUCACCGCUCUGCAGUCGAGCGCUCUGAACACGCUGUUGUGGAGCAUCGCGAGCUUCUUGGGCUUCCUUCUGCACUACAUCGUGCCGCAGCUGCGUAAGCAGCUGCCGUGGCUGUGCCUGUCGAGGCCGGUGCUGCGCAGCCACGAGUACGCGCUCUUCGAAGUGCGCGAACCGGUGCGAAUCAUGUGGUUUGAGAAGCUCUACGUGUACCUGUGCUUCUUCGAGCGCAACUGUAUUUAUCCCAUCGUCUUCCUCGACGCGCUCACCGUGUGCUCGUCGAAGAUUGCCGACAAGUUCGGCGAGUGCCUGGGCGCGCUCAUCGUCACCGUGUGCGGCCUCAAGUCCCUCAGAUCGGCGUACUCGGAUCCGUCCACCCGCUACCUCGUCCUCAUGUUCGCGGUGCUUUUCUUCCAGCUAGACUUCAGCGAUUUGAGCGAGACCUUCCUGAUGGACUACUUCGUCACGGGUAUCGCGUUCGCCAAGAUUUACGAGUUGCUGCUGAAGAUCCGCUUCGUCGUCACGUACAUCGCGCCCUGGCAGAUCACUUGGGGCAGCGCGUUCCACGCGUUCGCCCAGCCGUUCUCCGUGCCGCACUCGGCGAUGCUGUUCCUCCAGGCCGGCAUCUCGGCGAUGCUCAGCACGCCUCUCAACCCGCUGCUAGGUAGCGCGAUCUUCAUCUCCUCCUACGUACGACCGGUCAAGUUCUGGGAGAGGGACUACAAGACCAGGCGGGUGGAUCACUCCAACACGCGGAUGUCCUCGCACCUCGAGCGCAACCUGGGCGCCGACGACAACAAUCUCAACUCGAUAUUUUACGAGCAGCUCACGCGCUCCCUUCAGCACAGCCUCUGCGGCGAUCUCACACUCGGCCGUUGGGGUAAUGUCGAGCAGGGCGAUUGCUUCCUGCUCGCGUCGGAUUACUUGAACUGUUUGGUUCACAUAGUCCAAUUGGGUAACGGAUUAGUCACCUUCCAACUGAGAGGUCUCGAGUUCCGGGGGACAUACUGCCAGCAGAGAGAGGUGGAAGCGAUCUCAGAGGGUAUCGAAGAAAACGACAACUGUUGCUGCUGCGAAAUGGGUCAUUUGUCAAACGUACUUAGCGUGAACGCGGCCUUCAGCCAACGCUGGUUAGCCUGGGAGAUCGCGAGCUCGAAAUACGUGCUCGAGGGCUACUCGAUUUCCGACAAUUCGGCCGGCUCGAUGCUGCAGGUGUUCGAAUUUCGUAAAGUGCUGGUUACUUACUACGUCAAGAGCAUGAUCUUUUAUGCCGUGAAGUCGCCCAAGCUGAAGCAGUGGCUGGAGAAUCCGGACAUCGUCGACGGCCUGAAGCCGACGACCGAGAAGAAUUUCGUUGAUCUCGAUCCCGUGUUCAACGUGAACAUCGACGAGGACUUUGACUUUCGGGCGAGCGGUAUUACGCGGUGCAGCUUUUGCAACGUUUACUUCGACUGGGUACAAUAUUGCGCUGGUAAACAAGAUAAGUUGGAUAAAUCGCGUGAUUCCUAUCUCGUGUCCCUGUGUUUCUCGUUGAGCUUAUUGGGAAGACGCGUGUUAGGUGCUGCGUCUCACAACACCUUGUCAGGCGUUGAAUUCUUUCUCUAUGGCCUACACGCGCUAUUCAAAGGAGACUUCCGGAUAACAUCAGGUCGCGACGAGUGGGUGCUGCACGAUGUCGAAUUACUGCGCGGCGUAGUCGCGAAGGGCAUAAAGAUGGCAUUGAAGCUGCACCAAGACCACUUUAUGAGCCCUGAGCAGUACGUCGAAUCGUCCGCGCUCUUCGAAGCUAUCGACAAUCACGAUCAGAAUCUCGUCAUAAGUCACGAGGCGGAUCCGCGUUGGAGGAACGCCGUCCUGAGCGGCGCCCCCAGUCUUUUGGCACUCAGGCACGUGCUAGACGACGGGAUAGACGAGUACAAGGUGAUAAUGCUUAACAAACGUUACUUAAGCUUCCGCGUGAUCAAGAUGAAUCGCGAGUGCGUCCGCGGGUUGUGGGCCGGCCAGCAGCAGGAGCUGGUCUACCUGAGAAACCGUAAUCCAGAGCGCGGCUCGAUCCAGAACGCCAAGCAGGCCCUACGGAACAUAAUCAACAGCUCGUGCGACCAGCCGAUCGGCUAUCCGAUCUACGUAUCACCGUUGACCACCAGUUACGCCGAGACCAACGAGCAAUUGUGCUCGGUAAUCGGGGGAGCGUGCACUUACGGCGCCCUGAAGAACAAAGUGCUGCAGCUGUGGAGAAGAAUACGGAGAAGGUGUGGUCAAGGUUGCUCCUCGGGUGGCACCGGCUCCCAAGACGACGGAGGUUUCGGCAAUGACGGAGUAUACGCGAUGACUACUUACAAUAUACACUCUGGCUACGCUCAGUCAGGCCACAACACGUCUGGUUCGCAAUCGAUAGAGUCCGGCUGUCAGAUUGGCGGUUCUACUGGCCGGGGUUCUCUCGGUCGUGCAAAUACGGGCUCUCUCGGUGGCAACAGAGGCUCGCUUGCCUCCGUCGGAAAGCCGACCAGUUCGACGCUCGCCAGUUUGGCCGGAUUGCUCAGUAACAGCGACAUCAAAACGGAAACCAAGAGCGAAACGAGCUUCUCUAGCAAGAUGGAGAAAGAGGAGGUCUAUCAGAGGGUUCGCAUCAUGGAUCCGAACCAAGUGUACGACGCGAUCAAUCUGGGUCGGCGCAUAGACGUGAUAUGGCCGGACGAGAGGAUGCGACAGCAGGGUGGCCGCUCCGGGUGGCAACACUGGGUCCCCGAAAGGGGCAUGGAGGGCUGCGUGGUUCAUCGGUGGUCGCCGAAUCAUCGUGAUCCGAAUCGACGCUCGCACGUCGACAAGGUCAUCUUGCUCGUGAAGAUCGAGGACAAGUACGUGCCGAUAGCCGAGCAGGGCGUGCGCGACUUGGGCGCGGAGGUUUAG